GCUAAGGGCGGCAGUUCACCUGCUGCUGGGCUGGGAGUCUUCAGGGUGGUGACUACAGCCGGGAAACAGGUCCGACCACUAGUGGACCGUGCAGGACUGCAGGUGUGACCGGCCUGUCCGCCGCAUCGUCAUCGUACAAGGGGUUGGGGCAUGAACCUGCAACGGGCGCGGUGGUGGCACAUGUGAAGGGCAGCUGCAUAAUUACACUUGGGACUUCAACUACUUCUGAAAGGACAUGGCUACGGGAGACAAAGUUGCCAUAUUGUUUGAGGAUGAGGAGGAACAGAAGAGGAAAUAUGUCCUUGCUGAUCCUUUCAAUGGUGUUGCUCCAGAGCAAAACGUUCCUAGCGGAAAUUCUGGUCGUUCUGAUAAUUUAUCUGCAGAAGAUGAGGAUGUGGACUGGCUGGAAAAACACUGUGUCAAGAUUAACAAUGACCUUCUGAUAUCUAAAGUGUUCUACUUCUUUUUUUACUCUGCCUAUGGAUCGCUCUAUCCCUUAUUACCAGUGUACUAUAAACAGUUAGGGAUGUCUCCCAGCCAAAGUGGGUUAUUAGUAGGAAUUCGGUAUUUUAUUGAAUUUUGCAGUGCCCCUUUCUGGGGAGUAAUAGCUGACAGAUUCAGAAAAGGAAAGGUGGUCUUACUGUUUUCAGUACUGUGCUGGGUUUUAUUCAACUUAGGGAUUGGUUUUGUAAAACCAGCAGCUUUAGUUUGUGUGCCUGAUAUGCCUAUGCCAGUUAAACCUACUAACUCCAGUCCAUUUGAAACAACUCCUUUGCCAUUUACUUCUGUAUCAACCCAAUCUGUUAAAGGAAGUAGUACUAUAGCCAAAAAGAGGCGGAAGAGGGAUUUGCAGGGUGAUCUUCUUGCAUGGGAACUCUCUAAUUCUGAAAAAAUGGUUUAUAAAGAGUCUUCUAUCCUUUUACAUCGGAUGUUGAGGGAAGUUGCCAAUGGCACGAGUGCACCAGCACUGUCUGGUCCUAGUGGAAACAUUACAACAGCCAUCAUUACAACCACCAUCACCACAAAGAGUCCUAAUGCGGUGUUGCAGUAUAACCAGGAAGAUGUAGAAACCAUAUUCCUGUUAAUUCUAUUAGUAGUUAUUAUAGGAGAGUUUUUUAGUGCUCCAGCUGUUACUAUUGUAGAUUCUGUAACUCUCCAAUAUUUAGGCAAACACAGGGAUCGCUAUGGAUUGCAGAGAAUGUGGGGAUCACUUGGCUGGGGAUUAGCGAUGUUGUCCAUAGGAAUAGGAAUAGAUCACACUCGCAUUAAUGUGAUCAUUGAAGGAAAUGGCUGCAACGAGCCUGAAUAUAAAAACUAUCGUAUUGCCUUUAUUGUCUUUGGCGUCUUGAUGUCUUUGGCUCUAAUUGUUUCAACACAAUUUCAUUUUUAUUACCACCAUUUAAAACCAAGUGAGGUACGCAGAGAAGAUGUGGAGAUCUCUCCUGUGGAAACAAGUUCCCAACAAGAAUCUCAAGUACACAAUCAGAAUGAAGGAAGAAGUGAAGACGAGACGGUCCAGAAUUUCAGAUUUUGGGAUCUCAUCAAGAUAAUUUGCACAGUACAGUAUGGCUCUGUUCUCUUUGUAGCCUGGUUCAUGGGAUUUGGUUAUGGAUAUGUCUUCACCUUCCUUUUCUGGUACCUUGAGGACCUUAAAGGAACUACAACAUUGUUUGGUGUCUGUUCUGUCCUGAGCCACAUAUCGGAGCUGACUGCUUACUUUUUUAGCCACAAGUUGAUUGAAUUAGUUGGUCACAUCAGGGUACUGUACAUCGGCCUUGCUUGUAAUACUGCACGUUAUCUGUAUAUUUCCUACAUGGGAAAUGCCUGGACCGUACUCCCCAUGGAAGUGUUACAAGGUGUGACCCAUGCAGCCAUAUGGGCAGCUUGCAUUUCAUAUCUGAGUGCCGCAGUUCCACCAGCAUUACGGACGUCUGCUCAAGGCAUCCUUCAGGGUCUGCAUCUUGGACUUGGUAGAGGAUGUGGUGCAAUGAUUGGAGGUGUAUUGGUCAAUUUCUUUGGUGCUGCAGAAACAUUCAGGGGGAUCGGUAUGGCUUCUUUGGUCAUUCUCCUUCUCUUUGCACUGAUUCAGUGGGUAGCAGUUCCUCAGAAAGAAGAAGAUUCAUCUAUGCUGGCGGAAAGGAUUCCUGUUCCCUCCAGCCCAGUUCCCAUAGCAACUAUCAACCUUGUACCACAGCACGCUGAGAACAUUAUGCCGAGUGUUCACGUCAAACUUCCCGCAAAAAAGACAAGGCACCAGGAGGAACAAGAGGAUGUCAACAGACCAGCCUGGGGGAUAAGCUCAUCUCCUUGGGUCAACCUUGCUUAUGCCUUUUAUCAGAUAAAGGAAAUGUUGGCACUUGCCAAAACUAGCCCCGAAACUCAGCCACUGCAGAAAAGUAAUGAAAGUAACACAGCUCCAAGGUCUCCACAACCUGCAAGGAGUGAAGAUGCUAAUACUGAGGAAGCUAAUCUUGAAGAGAAUGGUCCUGUGCAAGGAAAUGACUCUGCCCUAUCACAGGAAAUUUCUGACGGUCCACCGACACUGCCAGAAGACAUAAGGAAUUAAUAUAUGCUUGAAAAACUACUAGUUAAACACUGAAAUUUGGGAGUAAGGAACGAAGCAUUUUUAAGAUGUCACACAGGUUGUUUUAUUGAAACAUUUAGCAGAAGGAAGAUGAAUGAGACAGUGAAAAAGAAAUUUUUAGCCACACUGGAUGCAAGAAACCCUUCAACUGUAGUUUUAUAUGUGUGUGCAGAAGGUGCCCACACACCUUCAAUAGCUG
Messenger RNA from Bufo bufo (common toad), 2783 nucleotides. It is a transcript of the gene MFSD6, whose product is annotated as major facilitator superfamily domain containing 6. The record is from RefSeq and is a predicted model, not a curated record. NCBI's taxonomy places the organism in Eukaryota, Metazoa, Chordata, Amphibia, Anura, Bufonidae. Bases 236 to 2566 code for a protein of 776 amino acids. The transcript is spliced from 7 exons. Gene Ontology annotation, biological process: antigen processing and presentation of exogenous peptide antigen via MHC class I. Gene Ontology annotation, cellular component: plasma membrane.